Ceraceosorus bombacis is the source of this 4952-nucleotide messenger RNA. Lineage: Eukaryota; Fungi; Basidiomycota; Exobasidiomycetes; Ceraceosorales; Ceraceosoraceae. The record is from the annotation of a GenBank genome assembly.
AUGUAUGGGGGAGACUCAGAUGGCUGGAAAACAACCUCACCGCACGCGUCGCAGCAGUUCGCCCGCGACGCUUCACGGCGGCCGGAUGAUGUGAUGUUUGCAAGUACCUCUGCUUCGAGCACGCUGAUGGGAGCAUUCGAGGGCUUCGAAAAUCGCGCAUCUGUUCCGCCGCUUCGAACAGGCGGUGCACCACCUCAACCAUCCGGGAGCACAACUGCAACAUCUGCUCUUCAGCACAAUGCCCGCCAAGGUGAUACCAGUCGGCGAUCGGGCGACUUAGCGUCAGGAGAUGUAUCCGGACCUUCCGCUUUUGACGCUUUUUCUCAGCCAAGCCUCGACGAUUCAAGCGAUUUCAUGAUGGACCAUCUGGGCGGACAAGUAUCAAACGUUGCGCCUGCGGAGUUCCUGCAUGCUCUGAACCCACAGACCGAAUCGCAUGCCUUCCCUCAGUCUGAUCAGCUCGCCGAUUUCAUCAUGAAGAAUUUGUGAGUAAGGCCUCAUUAGCAUUCAUCACCGAUUGCAAACGCUCACGAGCUCUUGGCAUACACCCAGUGGUCAUGGAGAGGGCGCAUAUUCUCAAGCUAGGCCGCUUCAAGCUGGAACAUCGAACUGGAGUCUAGCUUCGAGUAACCACCACGAAGGCUCCUCUGAACCAUGGCGCCCGUCUCAGGGCGUUCAUACAGUCGGAGAAAGCCACGGAAGCCAGGGGCUUCAAAGCCCUCUGACGGCUUCUGUGGCGGGGCCUCUGCAGCGCCCACAUCGACCGGCAGCGUUGGACCUCAACCGCGAUGCUGCACGAGAAGGACAGCUGCUAGGCGUCGAUGUUGCUCAUUCUGGCGGCACGCGAUCACAGGACAGGACGCCUUCCAGAGCAGAGCAUCUUCAACCCAGCGCGGAUGCCUUUGCCCAGUCUCACGGUACGUCGGAGGCAGAGCUUAGGACACCUCAGGCACCAAGUCGCUUCUACAACGUUCCCGGACUUCAUCCUCCUCUGUUCGACGGCCAAAACUCGCACGAGGGCGAUGAUCUCGGACACACCACAGACUACUUGGGGCGCUUGAUCGGCGCAAAUGAUCAAGCUAGCGCAAUUCGCGUAGAUGAUCCUAGACAACUGCACAACCGUGGCUUCGCAGAGGGAACUUCGACAUUGCCACAUGCCUUCUUGCCAUUAUUCGGCAGCAUGCACGGAGAGUCUCACUCAUCCUCCUCGGAUGCUCCCCAGGACUCUGAGCAGCUGAUGCACGCAACGCCUCUACGACGGCCUCCACGGUCCCCGACCUUCCAAAUGCCUGUAGGUGCCGAACCUCACCCUUCCAUCGGUUCAAGUCCAUCGACGCUCUCGGCUGCCUUUUCACAGACUCCUAGCCGUUCAAGCAGUCACAGUGGACCCUCCUCGACGCCAUUCGACCAUUCGGCGAUUGCCUCGGGGCCUGGUCCGAGCCCAGCAGCGUCUAAUCCAUCGAGGCUUUCUAGCAGGUCGAGCUUCUCAGAACUCUCCCAAUCAAGCAUGCGCAGUGUUGCGGAGCCGCAAAGCCGACCAAACAGCCGGCCUCCGGGCAGGACCGGUGACUGGCAACACCAAAGCUUUGCUGAUCCUCAAUCUGCAUGGCAGUCCUUCGACAGCGAAAUGGGGAGCAGCGAGCAUUCUGGGCACUUGGAGGAGGCACUGCACAACAUGGGGCAUCAUCCUAACCACGAGCAAUUCUAUCUGGCGUCCGCGACAGGGCUGACCCAGCGUCCUAUGGAAUAUGACAUGGCUUAUGCAGAUCACAAUCUGGCUCACGCAAUGGCAGCCAACGCUCAUAUUGGUUCUCAAACCAAUCGGGAUGGCGGCAGCACACCAACCAUCAUGGAGGAAGACGAGGGGCCUCCGGGCACCCACCAUUCCAGAGGUCAGCACCACCUUCCUCUUGUUUCCCACUCCCUGACCUCUCAAGCAGGACCCUUGAUCGGUCAUCAGCAGGUCCAGCAAAUGUCUGCUCAGCACUAUCAGCCCUCGCUUCAAAAUGCGGCGUAUCCCAACGUAGCUCACCAAGCGUCCCAACAGCCACUGUCCUUUCAUUUUGGUGAGAGCGGGCACGGUGGCGGUCAAUUGCGCUUUGACCAAGGGUCGCCGAAUCGCGCACAGCGCGCUUCUGGUCCUGCAUCGUCGCCCAGUGGGUCGAGGCGCUCUGCUUUUGUUCCUUCGCAGACUGUUCAGGCAGCGAGCGGCAGAGUGGGAGUCAUGCGGCCAGAUGGCUUUCCUGUCGGUCAUAGUGGUCUUUCGGGCAUUGGUCCAGCCAGAACGGCAGUGGUGCUCAAGAGAGCUUACCGUCCGGGCAUUCACCCAAGCACGCUUCAGCAAGCGUCCUUUCUGCGGAUGGCGAGCAAUCCGAUAAUGUCUCCCGCGCUGUCAGGCGACACCGAACCCACUGAUUGCUUGAGCUUCAUUUCGUGAGUGCCGUUUGAGCUGCGCAAAAGCUUUGGGCCCACAAUAGUCACAGUGCACUUACCAACUUGCAUCAUGUCUGCAGCGACACGAUGGACAAUUAUCUGUCAAGCUCAAGUCGACUCGGUCUCGGCGAGCGCACUGUCCUGGUGAUGACCAGCAAAGUCGGACAGAAAAGCUAUGGCGUCGAGAAGCGGUGAGUGCUGUAAAGGUGCCGCGUGGUGGCGUGCUUUCCCGCUGAACUCUGCAAUGAUUGCGUCCUCCAGCUUUCUUUGUCCUCCGCCCAUGGUCGUGCUGAUCGGCAGCAGCUGGUGGACAUCGGCGCAGAAACCCACUCCUACUUUCGUGGACGGUCCUGGAACCGUGUCCGAACAUGCCAUGGGGGUCGCUCCCCCACGAGUGGUCGUGAGCAUUAGUGGCGAACAGCAUUCGAUUCAGGAUGGAUCACUUGAAUGGGCCGCGAACAGUGGCCGCUUGAUUGACGUCAGCGGGAAUGGCUCCACGGAGUUGGCAAUCUCUGGCAGAUGCAUUGCCAAGCAGCUCUUCAUCAACGACCUCGAUGAGAAACGCCGAUACUGCGAGGCAAACGUCACGAUCAGCAUGCCCGGUCGCAAUCCGGACGAGCACCAUCUCCUCGGACACUUUCCGAGCAAGCAGAUCAAAGUCAUCAGCAAGCCAAGCAAGAAACGCCAAAGCGCGAGAAAUGCUGACUGUGAGUCGGACGCUUAUAUGCGGUAGCCAAGCACCGUCCCGUUCUGUCAACUCAUAGUUUAGAUUUUGCCCAGUGUGUGUCAAUCACGGCACGACAAUCUCGCUUUUCCAUCGCCUGCGAGGUCAAACGGUCUCGACGCGUUAUCUCUGCGUGUCUGGAGCUCCAACGUGGCUCAAGGGAUCUGAUGGCCAGACCUUCACUACAGCUGCGCAAGAAACCUCUUUGCCUAGCACGUCGGAGCCUCCUUCCUGCUUCAUGGCGAAAAUAUCCAGCUGGGACGCCUUCAUCGUUUAUCUCGUGGAUCCAGCUAAAUCGACGUUGAGUCACAAGGCCACACCAGAGUCCGAGGCAGCCCGCUUUCCCACGCCCCCCGAAUGCGCUUAUCCCGCCACGACGUACGGCGCAGCACCCAGACCGAUCCAUUACAACCAGCCAGUCGUGCUGCAAUGCCUGCAGACUGGCGUUGUGAGUCCCGUGAUGGUGAUUCGCAGGGUGGACAAAGGUACGACAGUGAUGGGUGGAAGCAGAACGUUCGGAUCCGAGGGCUUCUAUCCUUGCAGCGAAGCGCUCGGCGAUCCUGUUUCUCAGCUGCACAAGAUUGCAUUGGAGGUGCUUGACGACUUCAAAGUCCCAGCUCCGGACCCAAAUCUUCGCCAUCCCUCCGGCGAGCUUCGGCCGCCAGGAGACAGCCGUCCAUUCCUCUCAUGCAACAACGAUCAGGUCGGCAUGCGCAAUCCUGAUGAGCCUCGUCGAUGGGUGCCGAACGUGGGCGGUAUUUCAGCUCCCACGACCCCAAUCACACCAAUGACAUUCCCUCAGCACGACGCCAUGAUGCUCGACGAGUCGAAGAAGUUCCUCGGCACGCCCCCAACCAGUCCCACGGCUGCGACGGCUGCGGCGUACGCAGCUGCACAGACCAGGCAUAGCGUAGCGCAAGCUCGCCACCAGCCAUCGAUUGGAAGUGGACUUUCGAUGAGCUCCAAUGUCGCGUCUCAGGGCGUGGGCUCUGCCUCGCAGGAGUCUGCGGCAUCAACAUCCUCGGCCGCCGACUCCUCCAAGGCUCGUAGGCCGAGGCGAGUUUCUUCCUCUGUCAUACAACACAAGGAACGCGCUGCGCAGAAUGCCGCUAGCAAAAGCAGACGCAGAGGCCAGUCCAUGUCGACAGUCAAUCACAUGCAGCAGCUGUCGGGCACCGGCAAUGCAUCCGGCACAAGCUCGCCUGGCAAAGGCGAACAUCUGCGUCGAACCAGCUCGUUUGCGACAUCUGCUGCUUCCACAGAGUCCUCUGUCGGAGGUCCUCCUGCCGGAUCGACGUGGUCCAUCGAAGUCAAGGACACGGACAUUUGGACCAUCGUGGGCACCGACAUUGCUCGACACACUUUCUACAUUCCGCCUAGAAUUGUGGACGGCAUCAGACCCAAGGCGCCGAAAGCGGAUCGCAGUGUCGCUCAUUUGAUCACAGUGCCAACACCGAGAGAGCCCAUCACACCGAUUCCUGUGCUUCACCACUUCACCGCUCCACAGCGGACACGGACACAACCUGCACACACCGCAAGCCCCGCCUCGCGCACAACUAGUGGAAGCGAAUGGAUCACGCUCUUUGGUGAGAAUUUUGGUCACAACCUCUUCGUCUACUUUGGCGACUGGCGCUGUGACCAAGUGGAAAGGCAGUCCACCACUACCUGGCUUUGCGCCCCUCCUCCCUCGCACGACGUCAGUGUGGGCGGCGAAGUUCUCCGCGGGCCUUCGCCUAUCACGCUCGUGAGACACGACGGGGUGAUUUUCCCCACGGAUCACAUUUAUCGGGGCUAG